Messenger RNA from Emiliania huxleyi CCMP1516, 1162 nucleotides. RefSeq lists its product as hypothetical. NCBI's taxonomy places the organism in Eukaryota, Haptophyta, Isochrysidales, Noelaerhabdaceae. The record is from RefSeq and is a predicted model, not a curated record. Gene Ontology annotation, cellular component: Golgi apparatus. Gene Ontology annotation, molecular function: antiporter activity. The transcript has a single exon. The coding region runs from base 51 to 1043 and encodes 330 amino acids.
CCCCGGCCCCUCUUGACAUCCAUCGCACACUCUCUUCGCUGCGGGGCACGAUGGGAGAGCUCCGCGAGAAGAAGGAAAAGUACCAGCCCAUGCAGAUCGCCGAAGAGGAGGGGAAGCCCGAGUCGCGCUUCGAGGCCCUGCGUUCCGCCAUGGGCGCGUCCGAGAUCGCGAUGGCCGCCGCCUCGUGGGCGACGUGCUCCAUCUCCAUGACGCUGCUCAACAAGGUCGCCGUCGGCCGGUCGCACGCGCCGAUCGCCGUGGUGAUCGUGCAGAUGCUCGCGACGGUCGGCAUGGCCGCUGGCUCCAAAAACGUCCACUUCGGCAACGGCUGGAGGCUGUGGGCGCUGGCCGUGCCGCCGCUCUUUGCGCUCAUGAUGGUGACGUCGAUGAUCGCGCUGCAGUACGUGACGGUGGGUACGUUCGUGGUGGUGCGCAACCUGGGCCCAAUCGUCACGCUGCUGAUCGAGUCGGUCAUGCACAAGCCGGAGACGCUUACCUUCGACUGGCGAUCGGCCGGCGCCACCGGCGCGAUCGCGGUCGGCGUCUUUAUCUACGAGGCCAAGGAGAUCCGAUUCUCGGAGAUCCGAUUCUCGGGGGUGGGCUUGAUCUUCCUGAUCGCCAACCUCGGCAGCUCGUGCGCGGAGCGCAUGAUGCAGCGCCACCUCCUCGCCGUGCGCGAGGUCGACGUCAGCAAGCCUGCGCUUAUGAUCCUCAACAAUGGCCUGGGCGCCCUCUUCAGCCUGCUCGUCCUCAUCAUCGCGUCGCCCCAGGAGAUGCACUCCUUGUACCACGCCCUCAAAUUCAAGCGGGGGACCGGCAUCUCCUUGGUCGCGUCGUGCGUCGUCGGCUGCCUCAUCUCGUACGCGGGCCUGUGGCUGCAGCGCCUCGUGACCGCCACCUCGUUCAUGGUGCUCGGCUCGUUCACCAAGAUGAUCGUCAUCGCGUAUGGCAUCGUCAUGCUAGGCGAUUCGCACGGCUUCGUCUCCGUCUUCGGCGCCGUCCUGUCCUUGGCGGGCAGCUACGCCUACUCGCGGAUUAAGUGAGCCUGCGGCGGCGUAUGCGCAUGUGCAUGUCAUUGCGGUGAGUCGCCUAGACGCCGAGUGACGGCUUAAAAAAACGGUUCCCCCUACUUGUGUUCUUUUCGGUCGUAGCUACGUGCACU